AUCGACGGUCACCUUCGCAUCGGGACUCGGAAUCCCGGGCCCGACAAAUCAAGCCCCUCAAUUUUUGACCGCUCAGCAUCGCGGGCAUUCACAAAAUCAUAAUUGCUGCCUCUGCUUUGUUCAGCACUAAAGCUAGGGUUCGCACUCCAUUAUUAUACUUCAAGCAUCGCGCUUUAUUGAUUGAAGUCUGCUUCAAUUCACGCUCCGUAACUGUAAUUGCUUGCGCUAUUCGUUUACAUCUCCUUUGUUUGUGUGAUUUAUUUGGUUUGUUUGCGGAUUUUGGGAUACUAUUCAUAUAUAUGCUCGAUUGAGUAAAGCUUGUUACUGGAUUUCGUUCGUAUGCUGGUUUUCGUCCUUAAGUGCGUGUUUAAUUUCGCAACUGUUGUUAAUUUUUGGUGGAAUUCGGAUGAGCAAUGAAAUUUAGCUUCUUGGAGAGAUGGGAUGUGUUUUUGGCAAAGAGGCGUCGUCUCCUGGGCCAUCUGGAGGCGAUUUCGGUAGAGAUAGAGUAGGAGGUGAAGAUUUGUCAAGGAAGGGGGAGAAAGCGGUGGAUGGUUCAGUAAAUAAGGCUGAGGGAGGUGGCGGCGGCGGUGGUGGCGCCACCGCCGGAGAAGUUCAGAACGGAGGGGAUAAUAAUAAAAAUGAAGUUAAGGAUGAGCGUGUGAAGCCAUCGAGAAAGGAGAAGAGGAAGGCUAGGCUGAAUCCUAGGCUGAGUAAUCCACCUAAGCAUGUUGAAGGUGAGCAAGUUGCUGCUGGAUGGCCUCCAUGGCUCGUGGCAGUUGCCGGCGAGGCUCUUAGUGGAUGGGUGCCUCGUCGGGCGGAUACCUUUGAGAAGCUCGAUAAGAUUGGACAAGGUACUUAUAGCAACGUUUAUAAAGCUAGAGAUACUUUGACGGGCGAAAUUGUGGCAUUGAAGAAGGUUCGAUUUGAUAAUUUAGAGCCCGAGAGUGUGAAAUUUAUGGCUAGGGAAAUUUUGAUUCUCCGCCGCCUGGAUCAUCCAAACAUUGUGAAAUUGCAAGGUUUGGUGACGUCUAGGAUGUCGUGUAGUUUGUAUCUUGUGUUUGAUUAUAUGUCACAUGAUUUAGCUGGCCUUUCGUCAAGUCCUAGCAUCAAGUUUACAGAGCCUCAGGUCAAAUGCUAUGUACAUCAACUAUUGUCCGGCCUUGAACAUUGCCACAAUCGACAUGUCUUACAUCGGGAUAUUAAGGGUUCCAAUCUUCUAAUUGACGAUGAUGGAGUUCUUAAGAUUGCUGAUUUUGGGUUAGCUACCAUCUUUGACCCCAACAACAAACAGCCCAUGACGAGCCGUGUAGUAACCCUUUGGUAUAGACCGCCCGAGCUGCUGCUUGGAGCCACCGACUAUGGUGUAGGCGUGGACUUGUGGAGCGCUGGGUGCAUUUUAGCUGAGUUAUUUGCUGGAAAGCCCAUCAUGGCUGGGCGUACAGAGGUGGAACAGCUUCACAAGAUUUUUAAGCUAUGCGGUUCGCCAUCUGACGAAUAUUGGAAAAAGUCGAAGCUGCCUCAUGCAACCAUAUUCAAGCCACAGCAAGCAUACAAAAGGCGAAUAAAAGAUGUCUUCAAAGAUUUUCCCCAGUCGUCGCUUCCUUUAAUUGACACUCUUCUUGCAAUUGAUCCUGCCGAGCGUCAAACUGCUACAGUUGCUUUAAGGAGCGAAUUCUUCACAACUAAACCUUAUGCCUGUGAACCUUCGAGCCUUCCAAAGUAUCCUCCAAGCAAGGAGAUGGAUGCCAAGCGUCGGGAUGAAGAAGCUAGAAGGUUAAAAACAGCCGGUAAAACACAUGCUGCCAGCUCAAAGAAAACACGGGUGCGUGAGCAAGCAUCACGGGCAAUGCCAGCCCCUGAAGCCAAUGCAGAGCUGCGAGCCAAUAUCGAUAGGCGACGUCUGAUCAACCAUGCAAAUGCAAAGAGCAAAAGCGAAAAAUUCCCUCCUCCACACCAAGACGGAGGACUCGGCUACACCAUGGGGCCUUCUCAUCACAUAGAUCCAACCUUCGAUCCUCCCGAUGUCCCUUUCAGUACAAUGAAUUUUUCAUACGCCAAAGAACCAAUCGAAACAUGGUCAGGCCCAUUGGCUGAUCCCACCGGGGUCGGUGCUCCAAGAAGAAAACUAAAGCCAUCGAAGAAUAAAGGCUCUGUUCUGAAUACUCGAGAAUGAUAUGAUACCGCAACUUUCAUCAGGUAAUUGUGCCGUAAAAACUGCCUAAUUGUUUGAGAGAUUGAUUAUACAUUCGUCUGUCCCUUUUGUCUUGUUUCCGGCAUUCUUUUUUGGGAUCGUGAAAAAGGUACACAACUUUCGGGCGUUUCUUUUUUUGUAAAUUCUGAAAACUUCCUUGCGCUCAUCGACAAACUAUAAUUUUUUUUAUUAGUGCCGCAUCACAGCAUGCAUUGCCGGAUUGAUAUUUUCGUUUUCAUUUUUUGUCUUAAAUGUCGUAGACAGUCGAAGGAGAAGAUAGUUUUUCGCACCCGUUGUUUGUUUGUGUGUUUUGUUGUCAAUUAUGUUAGAAAUGAAUGUGUUGAAUGUUUUGGCCUACUGUCGUCUUCAGCAUAAUAUAAUGUAGCUGCGAAUGAACGAACCUCUACUCUCUUAUAGUUAUAAACUGCUAUUCGACUCUU
Messenger RNA from Andrographis paniculata, 2631 nucleotides. Its product is annotated as probable serine/threonine-protein kinase At1g54610. Gene Ontology annotation, biological process: positive regulation of transcription elongation by RNA polymerase II; protein phosphorylation. The transcript is spliced from 7 exons. The record is from RefSeq and is a predicted model, not a curated record. Gene Ontology annotation, cellular component: cyclin-dependent protein kinase holoenzyme complex; nucleus. Gene Ontology annotation, molecular function: RNA polymerase II CTD heptapeptide repeat kinase activity; ATP binding; cyclin-dependent protein serine/threonine kinase activity. Bases 437 to 2173 code for a protein of 578 amino acids. Lineage: Eukaryota; Viridiplantae; Streptophyta; Magnoliopsida; Lamiales; Acanthaceae.